CUAGAGAGUCGCUACACGAUGAGCUCAGUCUUCAAUUUGGAUCGCAGUCAGAUGCAGGCUCAGUUGGAUUCUGCUCUCCAAUCUCAUAUCGACUCUCCCAUCUUCUCGCUAUUGGACGACGACAUUGAUGAUUUCCAGAUCCCUCUUACCCAGACAGCAGUUUCCCACAACUCAUUUUGCUCCCAAAGACCCCUUAAUUCUUCCAAUCUUAAUCGCCCCCGACCCAAGAGGCGCAAACGCUCUGUUGCUUCCGGCUACCUCGGUAAGGAAAACGAGGUCCCUUUGCCCUUCCACAAUUCCGGCUUUGAGGGAAAUUCAUCGUCAUCUAAACAAAACGCUACUCACGAAUCCAAUGAUACAUCGACUUUCACUUGCGAUGCUCCUUUACCAGAUGGAGGAGCUUGUGGACGUGAUGAAAACUGUAGUUUGGAUUUCAUCCCGUCAACCAUAGAUUGCGGCCAAGAGGAGGGCGAGCCUGUACCGGAAGAUCGGGCAGCAGGUUCAAUUUCUGACGGGUGCGGAGUUUGUUCGUCUGAACCCGAUGACAAGAAGAAAUGGAAAUUAAAGGAGGGUUAUUUUGGCAAUUCAAUAGAAUCAAGGUUGGUGGCAUCUCGAAUGGAAAGCUUCAACGGUGGGCACGGAAAACCUUCCUAUGAAAAUGUGAAUAAAGAUUUUGAGGCUGCUUCGGAGCUUGAUCUGCUGCUGAAUUUUGGUUCUGAACUAGACAAGGUUGAUAGCUCUGGGGCUGUGGCACUUCCUCAUCGGGAACGGGAUGAUUUACAUGCUAAUAGCGUCGGAGGACUGGUUCAAUGUCCUCUCUGUGGGAUUGACAUUUCCGACUUGACCGACGAACAGCGAAAUAUCCAUACUAAUGAUUGUAUUGACGAAGGGGAAAGUAAAGAUCAAGAUACUACCGUUCUGGAGGAUGAGAUGGAUCCUCAACAUGUGUCAAAAAAGGUCACUAUCUCUCGUGUUGUUGAUUGGCUACGUAAUAUGGGUUUAUCAAAAUAUGAAGAUGUUUUCGUGAAGGAAGAAGUAGAUUGGGACACUUUGCAGUGGCUGACAGAAGAGGAUCUCUUAAGCAUGGGCAUCACAGCACUCGGUCCCAGGAAAAAAAUUGUGCAUGCUUUGAGCGAACUCAGAAAAAGAAUUACCUCUCCGGACGAAAAAUAUGAGGAAGGCCUAGUAGAGCCCCGAAGGAUUAGAACCCAGAAAGUUAAAUUGCAUAAUGAUCAAUCAGAAAGAAAAGUUGAUGAGAUUAGCAAAGCAGCUGCAAACAAAUUAAUUACCGAUUAUUUCCCAGGCUUUGCUGCCAAAAGGAAGAAAUUUACUGCCACUCCUGGUGAACAGCAUGGAAUAAAAAACAACAGCUUGGAUUCAGGUCGUAAGCAUAAGGCAAAAAAGCCGUCAACAAAUAAAAAGUCUCGUGAUAUUCCCUCGUGGUGUUGCGUACCAGGAACGCCUUUCCGGGUGGAUGCUUUUAAAUAUCUCAGAGGAGAUUGUUGUCAUUGGUUUCUUACACAUUUCCACUUGGACCAUUAUCAAGGUCUCACGAAGUCCUUCAAUCAUGGAAAGAUCUAUUGCUCCUCCGUCACCGCUAGACUUGUAAAUAUGAACAUUGGGAUUCCAUUUGAGAAAUUACAUAUUUUACCUCUAAAUGAAAAAAGUAACAUAGCUGGCAUUGAUGUGACUUUUUUGGAUGCCAAUCACUGUCCGGGUUCUGUAAUCAUACUCUUUCAACCUCCAAGUGGUAAGGCUGUGCUCCAUACAGGGGACUUUCGUUUUAGUCAAGAAAUAGCAGCCAGUUCUUUUCUGCAGAUGUGUCCCAUCCACACAUUAAUUCUUGAUACAACUUACUGUAACCCACAGUAUGACUUCCCCAAACAAGAGGCAGUAAUACAAUUUGUUAUUGAUGCCAUUCAGGCAGAGACUUUUAAUCCUCGGACUCUGUUUCUGAUUGGGAGCUAUACAAUUGGGAAAGAAAGGCUUUUCUUGGAGGUUGCUCGGGUUCUUCGCAAAAAGGUAUACGUGAAUGCUGCCAAGUUGCGGCUUUUGAAAUGUUUAGGACUUGAGGAGGAAGACAUGCAGUGGUUUACUUCAAAUGAACGUGAGAGCAACAUUCAUGUUGCCCCUAUGUGGACGCUUGCAAGUUUCAAAAGACUUAAGCACCUGUCGAGCCAAUAUGCGGGUCGGUUCAGUCUGAUUGUGGCUUUCUCUCCCACGGGUUGGACAUUCGGCAAAGGUAAAAAGAAGUCUUCGGGGAGGAGGUGGCAGCAGGGUACCAUUAUAAGAUACGAAGUGCCGUACAGUGAGCAUUGCAGCUUCACAGAACUGAAAGAAUUUGUUAAGCUGAUAUCUCCUGAAGCCAUCAUACCAAGUGUGAAUAAUAAUGGGCCAGAAUCUGCCAAUGCAAUGAUUUCCCUCUUGUUGUCAUGAUUUGCUGACAACGAACAUUGUACUCCUUGGAAUCACGACAUCUCCUAUGUUAUGUUAUAAAUCUUAAAUCAAGGUUUAGUGAUUGUUCCAUACUUCCA
This is a messenger RNA of Neltuma alba, 2534 nucleotides long. RefSeq names its product DNA cross-link repair 1A protein. Gene Ontology annotation, biological process: double-strand break repair via nonhomologous end joining; interstrand cross-link repair. Lineage: Eukaryota; Viridiplantae; Streptophyta; Magnoliopsida; Fabales; Fabaceae. The transcript has 10 exons. The record is from RefSeq and is a predicted model, not a curated record. Gene Ontology annotation, molecular function: 5'-3' DNA exonuclease activity; protein binding; damaged DNA binding. Bases 19 to 2436 code for a protein of 805 amino acids.